This is a messenger RNA of Priapulus caudatus, 828 nucleotides long. RefSeq names its product zinc finger protein 449-like. Gene Ontology annotation, cellular component: chromosome. The coding region runs from base 1 to 828 and encodes 275 amino acids. Lineage: Eukaryota; Metazoa; Priapulida; Priapulimorpha; Priapulimorphida; Priapulidae. The record is from RefSeq and is a predicted model, not a curated record. Gene Ontology annotation, molecular function: chromatin insulator sequence binding. The transcript has a single exon. Gene Ontology annotation, biological process: regulation of transcription by RNA polymerase II.
AUGGGGACGCUGUCACCAGCAGGCGGUCAGGAGAGCAGCAGUAGCUGGGGGUUGCGCACUGAGACAGUGCAGCCAAAGGAAGAGUCUACAGAAAACUGGUCUCCGGUCCAGUCAAAGGAGGAGCCCACAAAGAACUGGUUAUCGAUCAAUCCACAGGAGCCUGGAGAAAACUGCUCACCAGUCCAGCCAAAGGAGGAGCCCAUAGAGAACUGGUCGCCGACCAAUCCACAGGAGCCUGGAGAAAACUGGUCUCCAGUCCAGCCAAAGGAGGAACCCAUAGAGAACUGGUCAUCGACCAAUCUACAGGAACCGAUCAGACCGAAACCAUCACAUCUACUCAGUCACCUUCUCAGCGGCACCUUUGAUGCCCCGCCGGCGCCCCCUGCCCACGGCGGCUACCCGCCGAUGAUGUGUGGCCGCUGCGGGCGCAUGUUCACGCGUGGUUCGGCGUUCAGCAACCACCAGAAGGCGUGUCUCACGUCGGGGCGUCAACGCACGCAGCACGCCAACACUGCCAUCUGCACCAUGUGCGGCCACCAGUUCGCAAACGCCACCGCGCUCGCCAACCACCAGAGGACGUGUGGGUUGGAGCGGCAGACGGCCGUGCCACACGAAGCGACGUUUGCGUGCUGCCACUGUGGCUGGGCGUCAAAACGCGCCUCAUCGUUCACCUACCACAUGAAGACGUGUGCUCUCGCGAACAGCGCUGCCGGCGGCGACGGCAGCAGUGGCGACGAUGCGAUGCAGUGCGACAUUUGCAAGCGCCGCUUCGAGGACUUGAUGGGGUUGAUGGAACACCGGCGCAACCUCUCGUGCAUGCAGGAGUAA